This is a messenger RNA of Caenorhabditis sp. 36 PRJEB53466, 2644 nucleotides long. NCBI's taxonomy places the organism in Eukaryota, Metazoa, Nematoda, Chromadorea, Rhabditida, Rhabditidae. The record is from the annotation of a GenBank genome assembly.
AUGACUAAUUUCUUACACGUUGCUCAUUUUCAGAUUGAAAGAGCCGACAGAAAUGAGAAUGAAGCAGUGAGCGAAAACAAGAUAAUGGGUUGUAACACUUCCUCGCCGAGCAAGGUAAUUUUCAGCAGAGAAUAUGAUUUGAAAUUCUGGUAACGCUCUUUGAAAUUUGGUUCUUUUGCAUCCCACUGGUAAUCCGCGUUUUUCAAAGUGUAAUAUAUUAUAGGGGCACCGGACAGAAAGGGCGCGCUGUUCGCAAUCUGGCCGAAUUUCUAGGCCGCGAAGUAAUUUUCCACUGAAAAUGUGGCCUAACUUUUCAAACUCGGCCCCGAGGUCGCUCAAUUUGCACUGCAAAAAGAGUUUCUCAACAGAGCGCCAUUUCUGUGCGGUGCCCCUAUAAUAAUCUACAAAAAAGGAUGAAUUAACUCUUGGUGAGAGAUAGGUUCUCACACAAAACCUUCAAAAUAUGAAUUAGUUAGCAGUCCAAACAUACGGUGUCGUUUAUACAACUUCACUUCAAUUUGAACAAAAUGACGAAUCUUGAUAUUUUCGUAACAAAAAUGUGACUAUUAUAGGGGCACCGCACAGAAAUGGCGCUCUGUUGAGAAACUCUUUUUGCAGUGCAAAUUGAGCGACCUCGGGGCCGAGUUUGAAAAGUUAGGCCACAUUUUCAGUGGAAAAUUACUUCGCGGCCUAGAAAUUCGGCCAGAUUGCGAACAGCGCGCCCUUUCUGUCCGGUGCCCCUAUAAUAAAACCCAUUUAUUGUAAGUUAAUAGGUUACACUCAAAAAAGCUAAAACUCGACGUAGAACUCCUGGACAUUUCCGAAGAAAACCAGUUAAACGUCCUAAGCAAAACAUUCAUACAAAUGAAUGUAGUCGCAGGUUAGGUACCCCGCGCAAAUAUACUUCAUCCCCGUGUUUUAAAGUAGCAGUUGUAUUUCGAUGAGAUUUUCUAUGUUAGUUUAGUCAUAUCUCUUCGUUUCCAGCUGUAACGUUGUGAGCAUUAUUAGAAUAGGUUUGUUGUACUGACAAAACGGAAUUCUCUCGUUUUCUCUUCGAAUAUUCGUACGGCUUAAUUCCUCAAGUUUGAGACCAAUAAAAGAGGAAAAGAGAAUAUCGGUUCAAUUCGAACAUUGUUUAGGUUUCUGACGUGGGAACAAUUGCCAAAGCUUCGACACCGCUCCCAGCGACCAAUCAAAACGGAACGACGCCGAAGCCAGAGACGCCGUCUCCAGUUGCUUUGGAGCAGGAGAAAAAGGAGUCGACACCAGUGCCGCCGCCUUCUAUUACACCCCAAGUAACGGUAAAUUUGGAGUCCCGUCUUUUAUAGCGCUGAAUGAUUUUUCAGCUCCAAGUGCCUGAAAUUCGUGCCUCGCGCUCUGUGACUCCUGCUUCGAACUACUCGGAAGAACCAUCUUACACUCAUAUCCGCCUCAUCCUUCUAGGUAUUUGUAGUCGUCUCGCUCUUCCUCAUUUCAAGCAAAAAUAAUCUGUUCUAUUUAGGCGCAGCAGAAAGCGGAAAAACAACAGUCCUGGAGCAAGUGCGUCUGCUGUACAAUCAGAAAUUCAAGGAAUCCGAGUAUUAUCACCGUAGAGCCUUCAUCUAUCACAACGUUUUCAAAUCGAUUCGAGCGCUUUGUCGCGCACAGAAACUGUCCGAUAUCAAGUUUACUGAUCCGAUUAACAUGGUAGGUUGAUUUAAUUGAGAGGAAUGGGCUCAUACAAUUUUGCAGGGUCGAGCACAGUCAAUUAUCGCCGACGAGGACAGUCAUUAUGGGAUGUUUCCACCGGAUCUGGUCGAGAAGAUCAAGUGCAUUUGGCAGGACAAGUCCAUGCAAAAGUUGUACGCGAGGAGGAGCCAGUUCAAUCUCAACGAUUCCGCUAGCUAGUUAGUUUCUAAUCUAAUAAUUAGCGCUAGUAUCAACACAAUCUCAGUUUCCUUAACCAAAUUGACACUAUAACGCGUCCGGAUUACAUGCCCUCCGAACGGGAUCUCAUAAUGGCGUAUGUGCCAACGUGCGGCGUUCAAAACGUCAUUUUCACCGCCAGCAACCAGUCAUUUCAGUAAGAUUAGUAGUAAUCUCUUCAUAUUUCUUCCAUUUCCAGGUUGUUUGAUAUUGGCGGACAGAAAAUAGACCGUCGAAAAUGGGCGACUCAGUACGACGGAAUCGACGCGAUCUUUUUCUGUUUGGCAAUUUCAGAGUACGAUCAAGUGAUGAACGAAGAUAUGGUUACGGUAGAAACCAGAAUGUAUAUUGUUGACAUGUCAACAUUAUUCAGAACCGUCUCGAUGACGCGUUGGCUCUUCUGCAGAAGAUUAGUGACGAGCAAAUGUUCGCAACAACUCCAAUCUACCUGUUCUUGAAUGAGAUUGAUGUGUUCUGUGAGAAGCUUCAGGAAAUUCCAUUGGAAAAGUACCGUUCGGACUAUCAAGGUAUGUCCGUAGAAAGAUUCGCACCACGACACCUUUUUUCAGGAGGUGAUGCGGACGACGCGUUGGAUUUUAUGGAAAACUUGGCAUGUGGAGCACUGGGCAGACGAGACAAGUCUCUGUAUCGCGUCUAUCGGUGCAUGGCAAUCGACACACGACUGAUGGCCGACAUUUUAGCCACCGUGUUCAAAGAUAUCAUGAAGAGGAAGAAGUAG